Nelumbo nucifera (sacred lotus) is the source of this 5397-nucleotide messenger RNA. The record is from RefSeq and is a predicted model, not a curated record. NCBI's taxonomy places the organism in Eukaryota, Viridiplantae, Streptophyta, Magnoliopsida, Proteales, Nelumbonaceae.
GUAAACAUGUGUUAAAUAACACCUCUACAAACAAUAAUCCACCGAAACAAAGCACAAGAAGACAACAAACUAGUACAAACAAAACUCCAAACACAAUAUUCUGAGCAAUGAAUAUGAUAAGGAAAUACAUGACAAACUUGAAUAAAAAACAUGAAAAGGAUAACAGCAGCUUGCCUAAAGGCUGGUGAAUUGAACAAUAUAAAUAUUAGGGUUCAUAGAUCAAAUGAAACUCUAGAAACUUAGGCUUCCUUUAUACAAUCAAUAAAUCAAUAAAUAAUUGAAAUACAUAGUUUCAUAUCCUUUCUUCUCCAAAAAAUAAUGGUUAACUUUUCUCCUCUCGUAAUGGCGACGAAAUAGUGUUCUUCUCCGAUGACAACAAAGAAAACCUCUUAUUUCUACGGUGACGGUGGGAAAAACCUUCUUCUCUAGAGAGGAUGCAAAUAAGCAACGAAUAUUGGGGUUCCUUUGUGUAUAUCCACCGAUUCACAUUGAGAUUUUAGCAAAAACUCUAGUGGAAAUCAGUUCUCGCACGAUACCAAUGUGAUAUUACCAGGGGAAUUUUGGUAAAGUGACACCUUCCAUCAGCUGAGAGAUAGGUGUCUUUCUCUAACGGUCAAAGUUGAGUAGUCUGUGUUCUGUACACCCGCCAAUCACGUUCGGCCACGUCGAACUCAGCGUUGAAUGCGUAACGGUUGAGUUUGGAGGUCCGUCAAUCGAUUCCAUCCGGUUCAACCGGACACAAAAAAGACAAAACCCAUUCAUCUGUCUUCACGAGUUCGAACUCCCCCUCCCUCUUUUCAUUUCGAAACCCUAGCACCUCCAAGCUCAUCGGCAGCGAGGCACAAAUCAUCCGAAUAAGUGUCUGUACAUCUUCUUCCUCUCCCUCCUUUUCAUAUGCUCUAUAUACCCAGACUUGAUACAACAUAUGUUGCAUAUGAACCCCCUCCUUCACUCUAUAGUUUUCUGCUGCAGAAGAAUGGUUAAAUAAAUUAAAGUAAGAUCUGAUGAGUUGUCUUGUUGUCCUCUUUAUACUUGCCGGCUAAAGAAUCAAACAACAAGCCCGCACCGAUCCCGAUGACCAAGUCGAUCGUGUAGUGACCCCCUGGUCCCUAACAAUCUCACCGCUUGUAACGCGUUCAAGGUGUCGAACAACCAAGCCAACUCCUGUUGUUGCAUUCUUUGCAUAUCCAACGAAGUAAUCACGGAUCAGGUUACAUGACCAGAGAAGAAUAAGAAGAAUGAGACGUUUCCCACCCAAAAAUCCACCCCUGAACCCAAGAAUCCUUGUGGUAGUGGCAGCCGGGAAAUCCACCCAUGAACCCAAGAAGACGUUUCCGUCGUCUUGUUGUCUCCGUUGUUGUGGCUCCGGUGGUCGCCAAUGCUGAAGUCAUUAACGCCAUUGACAGCUUUCCUAUCUCUACUCCGAAGCACGGUGUGGGUUCGACAACAGCUUACUCCUGCAUCCAUAUCCGUUGUCCCUUUACCGGACACAGGGAAUCACCAUUGAAAUGGGAGAGAGUGAAUUAAAUCAUGUGGACUUCGUGGUGGAGAAAUCAAUUGCAGGGAUGCCAGCAGAGCUGCUCGUCUGCAACCGAGAGUUCAUAUGUUGCAUCAUAAGUAGCUCGUCUGCAACCGAGACUUCAUAUGUUGCAUCAUAAGUCACUCUUCUUCAUUGAGUUUGCAGGGAAGGAGGAGGAAGAGUAGCAGCUUACCUUUGAUCACCGUUUGAUCCUUUGCCGCCAGCGUCAGUUGGUGUUGGUUGCUGAUGAUCUAAUAACAGGGCUAGGCUCGGAAGACAUAGGGGGGUUUGAGUCGAGUUCUAACAUGAGAGGAAAGGUCAAAUCGGGUUUUGUGGCCGAUUCAACUAGCUGAACCAGUAAUAAUGGAGAAAGUCUCCGUUAAUUCACGGUUAAGACUGAUGAGAUGACGUGGUAGGUGCACAGAACGCGGACUCAAAGUCGAGGGGAUCUUUGUCGCAAAAAAAGUACAGGUUACUCUGCUCGGGCCGCUCGGCACACAGCGCUCCUCAUAUCUCAUAUCUCACAGCGUGUCCCAGCCAUACAUUCGAAACAUCUCCCGUACUUAAUUUUGAUGGGAGAUGUUCCCAAUGUACGGUAGGAUGUGGCUGUAAGCAGAUCCCUAUUCAUUCAAUUUGCUUCUCUAGUUUGCUGAGCUUUCAUUUUUCUUCGGGAGCAGGGAAACUAAAUUAGUAAAUAUAGCCCUUUCAGAUGGGUCCGGAUCCCUUCCAGAUAGUUAGAUCGCUGCUUGCCUAAUAGAAAUUGUUCCAAAAGAAAUCGGUAUGAACUGUGAAUAUUAGGAGAAAUGGCUGAAAUUAGGAAACCAAGAAGGGAAGAUGAGUCGCCUUCUCGAGAUCAAGAUCAGGGAGAAAUAUCUGGAUACGGACAAGCAGCACAUGAUCAUUAGACGAGAAAACAGGAGACAGAUCUUGUCAAGAUAAGGAACAGAAGAAGGAAGAGAAAUCCCUUGCUCAAGGUUACGAGGAGAAGGUAACAUCGAAGAAACCGCAUGACUCAUCGGACGAGGAAAUCGGAGAAGCAUUUUCUCGAGCUAAGAGAAGGAAGAGGGAAAAGAUACUGCUUCCCCGCGUUUCUGAGGAGGCUGGAACAACCAGAAACGAAGAGCCACACGAUUCAUCGGAGACGCGUCAGAAAUUCAACCGGCUACCUGAAUAUAUGAAGAGGUGCUUUCUCUAUACCUGUUUGUUUCCAAAAGAUUACGAAUUUGAAGAGAAAACUUUGCUCCAAUUAUGGGCUGCCGUAGACUUCUUCAGUCUCCGAGACAAGAGACCCAAGGAUUUACCACCGCUCCCUACUGGCGCAACUCCGGAAGACGAAGGUAGAUUUUGUUUUCGACAAUUACUGUUUGGUUCGCUUUUUGAAAAGUCAUCUCUUGCUUAUCCAAACGGUGUGCCAAGGUACAAGGUCCACCAUACUUUCUUUUGAUCUACUGCAACAAGAGUACUGGAAAAAUGAUGAAUACGCUCGGGUGAAAGACCGUAAGCCUACCGCCCAGACUUUGAAUUCCUCGUUGUUGAUGAGCGACGGUAUUAAUCCGACCGUCUUCGAAGACUUCUACCAAUCCAAGAAUCUCUGCACACUUCUUUUAUUAAAUGAUGAGUACCGCCGGAGCCCCAUCAAGCAAGUGCCUUCUGAUCUAUUUUUAAAUCUAACUUCCUUGCUGCAUUGGAUUUGAGCAGAACAUGCAUCGUGGAGUUGCCGGAUUCUAUUGAAAAUUUGAAGAAUCUGCGUUACUUUAACGUCUCCGAGACUCCAAUUAGAAACUUACCAGAAUCGAUUUGCAGUCUCACCCAUCUACUAACACUCAAGGUCAGGAAUUGCGAGCGCCUGGUCCAUUUACCUGAUGGUACAUAUAAGCUUACCAACCUUCGUCAUCUUGAUCUAAACGGAGCUCGUCAGCUGACUUCUAUGCCUCCAGGGGUUGGUAAGUUAACUAAAUUAGAAACGCUGACCACAUUCAUCGUCGGAGUGGAGGAAGGAUUUCGAAUUCAAGAAUUGAAGGACCUAGAUGAACUUCGAGGAUCUCUCGCCCUUUCAAAUCUUGAUAAUGUUAGAGAGGAGUCUGAAGCAACGGACGCAAGAUUGAAUUUCAAGAAAUUUCUUAGAAAAGUAGAGUUUCAAUGGAGUCGGUUAGAGUCUAAAGCAGAGAAGACCCUUGAAAAACUCCUACCACCUCACCAAUUCCUUACAGAAUUGAAAAUAUUAUACUAUGGUGGUGCCAAAUUUCCUAGUUGGUUAGGGAUGUCUAAAUUCUCCAGUCUUGCAACUAUUUCCCUAACCAAUUGCAGAAAAUGCACCCAACUGCCGACACUGGGAAAGCUUCCAUGGCUAAAAUCAUUGAAGUUAGAAGAACUCCAUGCAAUAGAAGAAAUAAAUCAUGAUGUGUUCUGUGGUCAUGGCGAGUUUGAGGGGUUCCCAAAAUUGGAGUCACUAGAAAUUGAUGGCAUGCGUAGAUUGGAAAGAUGGACGGGAAUGGUAGAAGGUCAGAUGCCUCUUCUACGCAGGCUUAUCAUCAUCGACUGCCCAAGUCUCACAAUUCUUCCGGAACUCUUAUACCUCCACUCUCUCCAACAUCUGAAAAUUUCUCUUUGUUCUAAACUCUUAUCUCUCCCAGAGGAAGGGCUCCCAAAACUUGUUCAAUUGCUGAUUAUUAUGGAGUGUCCUGAACUCGAGAACCGAUGCAAGAUGGGAGGCUACAAUUGGCACAAGAUAGAACACAUCCCAAAUAUAUGGAUUGGUUACAGACGAAUUUCUGGAACAAAACCACUGGAGCAAUGCAUAGCAGAUCUCAACAGUAUAAAGCGUGUAGAGGGUUCGACACCAACAAGAAUUGAAGGGAUGUUUCUGACAACAGCAAAGGGGGUACAAAUUACGAAGGCUGAAUUCGUACAUCAUUCAGACGAUGAUGAUUAUGGAUGGAGAAAAUAUUCUGAGAAAAACAUACCUCUGUCAAAAUUUCCCAGGAGGUACUACAGGUGCAUUCAGGGAACCUCUAAAGGAUGCUCUGCAAGGAAGCAUGUUCAACAACUGGACGAUGAUCCAAACAUGUCUAGGGUAAUCUACUUUGGGCAUCAUACAUGUGUAAUGUCAUGCAGUCUAUCAUCUACGCAUACGGCCAAGUAGCAUGAAUUAGUGAGCAAGGUGCUUGAAUCAGAGGGCUCUCAGUCGGAUAUUGAACGGUGCUUGAAUCAACCCAACUGCUAGCUUAAUUAGCCUUCAUCUUCAAUUUGAAGCCGAUGACGAUCACAAAUCAGAAAAGAAUCUGAAGUACAACAACAGCAUUUCCAACAUGUGUCUUUGUAUGCUCAUGUAGUUAUCGUUCUCGCUUGUCUGAGUGGGAAAGAAACACACGUUUUAGUCCGAGAAUAUAUCAUCAUUAGCCCAAACAGGUCAUGAGCUGCCUACACAAAUCUUGACUUCCACAGCGUCGUGUUCGGUUCUUGGCUUCGGAACACAAUGGUAUGAUUCAAGAAAAUGGACCAAGUUGAUAACAUUAAAUAUGGUUUUGAAUCACGCAUUGCAAGAAAUGUUAUCAGUGUUUCGCUUUGCCCCAAGCAAUCGUACCAGGUAAGCACCGCUCACAGGGAAUAUUCUUCAGUAACCGUCCUGUGAUUUGUUGUAAUGACUUGCAUCAAGCACGAGUAGAGACGGGUAUCGUAAUGACCUGCCACAUCCUUCGUAUGAGAGUCGAGCUGUAAUUCUUUCUCUUUUCUUUUUCGUUUUUUUUUUUUUUUUGGCAGAAAGGGUGCCGUUAAUGGUUAUGGUUGUGCUUCAAAACAUGUGAUGGGCUUACUCAUGCUUGCUCCAUGGAACCAUAUUUUCUGGUUGAGAAUACAAUGCCUUGUUGAUUCUAGAACCA